GCCGCCAUUGGCUGGGUGUGGGCCCCGCCCCCCAGGCUGCGGAGCCGGCGGAGGCUGCACGUCUCACGCAGGCAGCGGCUGCUGCGGCGUUGGGGACACGGAGCGGUCGGCGCCCGCGGGCUGGGUUCCCAGCUUGGGAAAAGAUGGCCUCACUGCCCCGGAGGGGCCUGGUCCCACCUCUUCUCUGGGGCCUGAGUCUCUUCCUUAGCCUCCCAGGCCCCGUCUGGCUCCAGCCCUCCCCGCCUCCCCAGGCUUCUCCCCCCACUGAGCUCCAUCCAUGUCAUACCUGCCGGGGACUGGUCGACAGCUUCAACAAGGGCCUGGAGAGAACAAUUCGGGACAACUUUGGAGGUGGAAAUACUGCCUGGGAGGAAGAGAAAUUGUCCAAAUACAAAGACAGUGAGACCCGCCUGGUAGAGGUGCUCGAGAGCGUGUGCAGCAAGUCGGACUUCGAGUGCCACCGCCUGCUGGAGCUGAGCGAGGAACUGGUGGAGAGCUGGUGGUUUCACAAGCAGCAGGAAGCCCCAGAUCUCUUCCAGUGGCUCUGCUCAGAUUCCCUGAAGCUCUGCUGCCCCGCAGGCACCUUCGGGCCCUCCUGCCUUCCCUGUCCUGGGGGCACAGAGAAGCCUUGCGGUGGCUACGGGCAGUGUGAAGGGGAAGGGACUCGAGGGGGCAGCGGGCACUGUGACUGCCAAGCCGGCUACAGGGGCGAGGCCUGUGGCCAGUGUGGCCUCGGCUACUUUGAGGCAGAGCGCAACGCAAGCCAUCUGGUAUGUUCGGCUUGUUUUGGCCCCUGUGCCCGCUGCUCGGGACCUGAGGAAUCGAACUGUUUACAGUGCAAGAAGGGCUGGGCCCUGCAUCACCUCAAGUGUGUAGACAUCGACGAGUGUGGCACAGAGCAAGCCAGCUGUGGAGCCGACCAGUUCUGUGUGAACACAGAGGGCUCCUAUGAGUGCCGAGACUGUGCCAAGGCCUGCCUGGGCUGCAUGGGGGCAGGGCCAGGCCGCUGUAAGAAGUGUAGCCCUGGCUACCAGCAGGUGGGCUCCAAGUGUCUCGAUGUAGACGAGUGUGAGACAGAGGUGUGUCCAGGAGAGAACCAGCAGUGCGAGAACACGGAGGGCAGCUAUCGCUGUGUCUGUGCCGAGGGCUACAAACAGAUUGAGGGCAUCUGUGUGAAGGAGCAGAUCCCAGAGUCAGCAGGCUUCUUCUCCGAGGUGACAGAGGACGAGCUGGUGGUGCUGCAGCAGAUGUUCUUUGGGGUCAUCAUCUGUGCGCUGGCCACGCUGGCCGCCAAGGGUGACUUGGUCUUCACCGCCAUCUUCAUUGGGGCUGUGGCAGCCAUGACCGGCUACUGGUUGUCAGAGCGCAGUGACCGUGUGCUGGAGGGCUUCAUCAAGGGCAGAUAAUCUCUGCCACACCUGCAGGAUCUCCUCCCAUCCAGGCUGUCCCCAGAGGUCAGGCCUCUCUCCUGCCUGGACACUUGAGGCAGCUUGCUUUAUUUUUGAGUGGGGUAAGCACGUCCUACCCACCAGGCCUGGGCAGGUGAGGCCCUUGGGGUGAAAAAGAAACUCUAAAUAGGGAUGCCAUGAGAUCUUGGCCCUGGGGGAACUGGGCAGGCUUCACGUGUGUGAAUUUUUCCUUGUGGUGGCUGCUAAAGGGCUUUGGCCCCUGCCCAGGACGAGGGGGGUUCCUUCCAGGGGUGGGCCCAUCACAGCCCCCUCUUGCCAGCUGCAUGCUGCCAGCUCCUGUUCCGUACUCUCGCCCCUGCCCCUCAGCCACUGAUUAUUUAUUCAUCUCAGGAAAUAAAGGUCUUGGAAAAUAGAGAAGCUUCAGUCUUACUACCUGCCUCCUACUCCCCAUGGGUUGGCCUGAGCUACUGAGAGCGCCACCCUUCGGGACAUUUUCUAAAACCCUGGGAAAUCAAGGGUUACCCUGACGGAGGAGCAGUAGAGGGAGGACAGAGAGGCUUGGUCCUAAAGCAGUGUUAGGAGAAGAGGGAUGGAGGAACCAGGCUUUGGGGUGGAACUUCCUGGGUUCAGUGCCAGCUACCAUUUGCCAAAGGACCCUGGACAAAUGACUUUUUCUCUGAACUUCCUCUCUAUAAAAUGGGCAUGAUAAUGCUUUCCACUCAGGCUUAAUAUGAGAUGAUAGGCGUGAAGAGCUGGACAGUGCACGACAGACAGAUGUGCUAUAAAAUAUUGGUAGCCAUUAGUCCUAAAGCCUCCUAGGGUCAAGUGCCCUCUUCUUUUUAAGUCCUCCCCUCCCCACCAUACACAGGACUUGGAAUUGCUGGGGGGCAGGGACUGCUAACACUUCUCUGAUCAGGAUCCUGGCAUGGCCAGAGGGAGGCAUGAGCCAACUGCUAAGGGUUUAUUUCUUUGGCACAUAGAGGACAGUCAGUCUGGACAAGCAAGCCUCAUCUCUCCACACUGGGGAGUCUGGAGGGGUGUCUGGGGGUACAUGGACCCCAUAUCCCACACCCAAAUCCAUGCAUGUCCACCCUGUAUUCCGCGUAAGUCACAGCCUCUGUGCAAAAUACCUGCUGGGAGAAAAAACAGGUAUUUUAAAAAAACAAACAGGGUAGGUUCAUGCCCGGCUGUUUCCAGGGGUGGCCAGUUUUUCAAAUGUUCAGCUGUCCCAAUGGGCCAGGCCAUAUGGCCAUAGAGGGUGGGGCCCUGGUCCUGCAUUCCUGGACCCCUCAGAGCUCAAUGGUGUCACUGGAGGCGCUGCGGGAGUCCCCGGGC
Ailuropoda melanoleuca (giant panda) is the source of this 2744-nucleotide messenger RNA. It is a transcript of the gene CRELD1, whose product is annotated as CRELD disulfide isomerase 1. The transcript is spliced from 11 exons. The record is from RefSeq and is a predicted model, not a curated record. The coding region runs from base 144 to 1406 and encodes 420 amino acids. NCBI's taxonomy places the organism in Eukaryota, Metazoa, Chordata, Mammalia, Carnivora, Ursidae. Gene Ontology annotation, molecular function: calcium ion binding.